Ceratina calcarata is the source of this 1101-nucleotide messenger RNA. RefSeq lists its product as uncharacterized. The record is from RefSeq and is a predicted model, not a curated record. NCBI's taxonomy places the organism in Eukaryota, Metazoa, Arthropoda, Insecta, Hymenoptera, Apidae. The coding region runs from base 1 to 1101 and encodes 366 amino acids. The transcript has a single exon.
AUGAUCCACCUUCCCAAGAGUUCUCCGAGUUCCGCGAAUAUUCAGGUACCGGGGAACACACCGAAUGUUUCGAACGAGGUAUCGAAGGAAACAACGGACGCGAAGGUACAUACCGCGAAGGUAGUAGGACAAAAGCGAUCGGUCUUAUUGGCUACGGCUCAGGUGACGCUCUUAGGGCCUCACGGAAAACAGACUCGCGUGCGUGCUUUGCUGGACCAGGGAUCCAAGGUUUCAAUCAUCUCGAAGUCUAUUGCAAAUCUUCUGGGGCUAGAGAAACGUCGCGCGAACAUAUCCUUAACGGGCGUCGGAGCUAGUCCUGCGGGUGCCGCUAGGGCAACAACCCGGUUGGUGAUACGAUCUUUAAUCGAUCCGUCGGUUAGACUUGAGACCGAUGCUCUGGUAUUGGGAAAAAUCACUUCGCAUCUACCAGCGUGUCGGGUAUUGGAAUUGCCAUUAGACCUGUUCGUCGGUUUGCAUUUAGCGGAUCCGCAGUUUCAUGCGCCGGAUUCGAUAGAUGUCAUUUUAGGAGCGGAUAUUUACGGGCAAUUAUUGCGAUCAGGGGUGAGGACCUUUCCCGCGUCCUCGCUGGUCGCCCAAAAUACAGUACUGGGUUGGAUCUCAUCAGGUCCAGUAUCAGCGGACGCCUCACGGCGGGCGGUUCUUUCUGAAUCUUUCCCGCUUCGUGCACAUCACUGUGCUACUCAGGACAAUUUGAAUGAGUCGAUACAACGCUUUUGGAAACUCGAGGAAGUGGCCUCGAUGGUCACUGUCCAUGAUCUGCCGGAGGAUAGUUGUGAGACGUUAUUUCGUCAGACGCAUACGCGUGAUAAUGGUGGUCGAUACACCGUUCGGUUACCCCUCGAGUCGAGUUUACCGGAGAUCGCUCGUGAAACGCGAAAUAUGGCGAUGAGAUCGUUAGCUCAUACGCAUCGUCGAUUUGACCGGGACUCAAAUUUGGCGCUUGAAUAUCGGAAGUUUAUGCUUGCAUACGAACAGCUCGGGCAUAUGGAGCGUGUACCGCCGUCCGAAGUCGAAAAUCCGAGAGCGUGGUAUUUGCCGCAUCACGCUGUAAUACAAUCGAAGAUUCGGAUAGUCUUCUAA